Molecule: messenger RNA, 3581 nt
Organism: Stylophora pistillata
Lineage: Eukaryota; Metazoa; Cnidaria; Anthozoa; Scleractinia; Pocilloporidae
Source: RefSeq, a predicted model, not a curated record
CCUAAGUCACAGCUUGUUUCCAAACUGCAUAUCCUUUAAUCUUGCCAAGCAUUGGGUUUGAUCCUGAUAUAGAGUUAAGAGUCAAAGUAUGAGACCUGACCCAAUAAGAAAGAAGACAUACUUAAGUGAAUGAUAAUGAAAUACUUGUUCCGUCCGCUGUAGGAGAAAUAUCAACGUCUGCAUAGUGUGCCAUGACGACGAUGGAGAAGAUCGGCUGGAAUGCGACAGUUGUGGCCAGUACUUCCACGCAAGUUGCAUCAAAGUGGACUUCUCAGACUCUCUCCAGCUACUUUUUCUGCCCUUGUUAGUUUCACAACAUUGCUGUGGAUUAGUGACGUAAAUUGAUGGUGGAGAAUAUUCUUCCCAGUGUGGGACUGGGUUAAGACUAAGCUAGGCUGUGUACAAUUCCUGAAAUUCCCGUUAUUUCAUGAAUUAUUUGACGCUAAAGUGUCGACAAGUUUUUCGCGUUACGUAAGUGAAAAAUUGACUCAACGCUGCAAGGCCGGAGAAUCUCCCUCAAAAUUUACGCUUAAGAGUCGAAGUUACAGUCCAAAAUUCAAACUUUACUGUUAGGUUUAUUGGCGCAUUGAUAACCUUGUAAAAAGCUCAAACAUACUUAAAACAUUUUCAUUCGUUUUUGUAUAUGUUCAUCCGGCUUUGUUCAGUACGAUUUUAUACACUUCGGGUUUGAACUUUUAGUGACGAACACGUGCUACAGCUUACACGACGUAUUUCAAAUUUAACCGCUGUACUGGCGUCACUCGUGAGUGUGAGGGGUUCGGUGAGAAGCUCAUUACUAAACUUUUCUGAAGGAAAUUAAAUCGAGGAGAAUGUCUUCUAUUCAUCGUUGAUGAGACGCCGAGGUAAGCCUGCCUAAGCGACGACUUUUGGACAGUUGCGAAAUUAUUCGAACUGUUGUCACAUCUUACGUACGGACUGUAAAAUAUUGUGCAAUGUCACAUGGAGUUAAAGCAUUCUCACUGGUCCUGUAGUUGCCAAAGGGUUUAAAGGGAUGUGUGAUCAAGUCUAAAAUUAAUACGUGAUGUGUUAAUUUUACAGAAAGCAUUGAAUCUUGUCACCUUAAUUAAGAGUAGAGAUUGAGCAGCAACAUUUCAAUACCCCAUUACACUUGCAACAAGCACGGAGUAACUUUCAGACAGUUUACAUCAAAAGACUAUGGCAAUCACUUGUCCAAGGAGGCUAUUCCUCUGGUUAUUUCCUGUGCUCUUAGUGGCAACAGUCCUAUCCAUGUAUGUCUUCAGUGACCAAUUAACAGGAUUAAAACGUUGGGCUUUAUGCAAUGCCCAGGACUAUGAGUUCCGAAAAAGCAUUGGAGAUGAACUGAGUGAAAUCCAACAGAAAGUGCGAAAGUUAUUCCUUUACAAUAAAGCACCAUCGCCAACACUACUUGUACAAUUGGAAGAAAUUGUGAAACGGCUUGAUCCCAGAGAAGAUCUAGCAAGUGUAGUCGGUCAAAAGGUUGAUGAUACUGACAGCUUGGAUGUUUGUCCAGAGGUGUACAAAGGGACAAAGUUUGGUUACCCCUUUUAUAGUGAGGGUUGGGCACUAAUUAAUUGUACCAAUGCAAAACCUCUUCGCUCGGUUGUUAGUGUGCUGGUCAACACUGUCGCAUAUCCCAAGCAAGAUGAGGGCCACAUUGAAACGGUUUUAAAAGGCAUAACAGAGACCUACCCGACAGUUCAGGUUUAUUUGGCAACAGGAAGUGACAGUGUAAUGAAAACUGCCAGGAAUUAUCAAAAUGUCAAUGUUGUUGUGAUUGAUAAAGCACAUGUUGCUAAAGGAUGGAAUGCAUUAGUUAGGAAAGCUUCUACUCCUUAUGUGCUCAUUGCACGUGAUGUGUUUCACUUCACGUGGCUAACACAACUUGAGAGGCAGAUUCGUGUUGUCAGUCAGUUACCAUAUGUUGAAGUCGCUGGUGGAUCGUACCGUAACUUCUCCGGUCACUGGAAAGCAGGAUGUGUUCAAACUACAAUGAAGAACUACGUUUUAAAGUACCAAGAAGGAUACUUUCACUCAAAGAAUGAGUGCAUGUUCUGUGAUUAUCUACAAGGACCUUUUGUCACCAAAAAAAGUCUUUUUAAAUUAGACACGACACUUCCAAAUGAAGUUGUGUUUGAAGACUGGUUUUCAAGUGUUGUCCAAGAGGGCAGCCUAGCGAUGUCAUGUCCAGAUGCUAUGUAUUUUACAACAGAUUACUGGUCGUAUUCUAAAAGAAAUAAUAGAAAUGUUUGGACACCAUUGGCUAAAAAGUGGGAACUGAAUAGGGUUUUACUUCCAGGAGGGGUAAAGCAUUCCUUUUCUUGCGAGGAUAUAGGUGUUACAUGCAAAGCCAACAGUGAGCUACUCCCUUUGUGUUGCCUUCAGGAGUAUGCUGAUGCUUUGGCAUUUUUUCAGAAAUUUGCUGAAGCUCACAAUUUCUCUUUUGAACUUGAUUCUGGUUCCACACUGGGCGGUGUUAAAUUUAAAGGUCUUGUUCCUUGGGACUUGGAUGGAGAUUUUAUUAUCUCAACUUCUGGUUUUGGCAUACUAGGAAAAGGUGAAACAGUUGAUUAUUUCCAGAAAAAUGGAUACACUUUUGCGAAAUAUGAAGACAAAAAAGGGUACGUUAGGCUCUUUUUCAAAAAGUUUUAUAUCGAGAUAUGGAGAAUGGGGGACGUUACAAACAAAAGAUAUCUCCCACCAGAGCUACAGAGACAAAAAACUUUCACAAAAGCCAACAUAAACGGUUAUUGGAUAAAUACGGCAUUUAGUCCAGGUUUCUUUUCCAGGAAUCGAUAUGGAAGAGAAAUCCUCAAACACUCUCAAUCGUGGAUCAAGCAGAGAUUAUCAAGCAGCUGGAGUGAAUACAAUCCUGAAGGCUUCAAGUUUUGUAAAAAACCAGAGCGUCAUGCAUGCAUACACAACUAUCCUUAUGACGGUGACAUACCAUUUAUGGUAAAUUAGACAUGUGCCAUAGCGCACAAGGAAGUAGAAAAGAUUUAUCAAAUGGAGAGUUACUUUGUGCGGGGAAAAUAAUCGAGCCCUCCUUAAUUUUGCCGUAGUCCCCUGUGCUUGUUUCUUGACUUGAGUGCCUGGAACAGGCUAAUACUUGGAAAUGUCGCGUAAUUUUUAUAUACUGAACCGGAGUGUUUCACAACACGAAGAGGAUUAAGUAAGUAAGUAAGUAAGUAAGUACCGGAGUAGUCUUAAUCAAAUUUAAUGGCAAGGAAGAUACUUUCAGGAAACUCCGAGACUAUGAAAUUAAUUUUAACUACUUGAGGUAAGCCAUUCCUUUUUUUUUUUAUUUGUUUUUUACUCUUAGCAUUGUGCUGCGCCUUUUUAUAGAAUGUCCAAUUUUGUACCUAUUUAAAUUUUUUCUAAGAUGAAUAGAAACUGAAUCCUAUCAAUUUCUAUUAUUAAACUCAGUGGGCCAAUUUAUGAUUAGUUGCCUGACUAGUGGUGGUUGAGCGAAUUUGUAUAGAGCAAAUGAUUUUCUCUUGUAUAGAGUUAGUCACAACUUUCCCCUCGCAGUGGAUUAGACUUUGAUUAAAAAAAUAAAUGGUAAAAGGAAAAAGAGAAAA